UUUUGUCUUGCUCUCUCUUGUGCCAUGGUGAUAUUGCAGCUUCCUAGUUCUAACACUGUAAAUCUCCCCAUUCUUGCAUUGGGUCUCAGUCAUCACAGGCAUUUAUCAAACUUAUCUUCUUCUCUUCCUUCAGGAAAGUUUUCUGUAUCGAGUUCGCAGCAGCAAUCUCAAUCUCCCAUCCCAUUAUCCUAUCCAAUAAAUCAGAGUGUUGCAGCCAUUGUAUUCGGGGACGGAUCAGAGUCGAGGCUGUAUCCAUUGACAAAGAGAAGAUCAGAAGGAGCAAUUCCUAUAGCAGCAAAUUACAGACUCAUUGAUGCAGUGAUAAGCAACUGCAUUAACAGUAACAUAAACAAGAUAUAUGCCAUCACACAAUUCAACUCUACCUCUCUCAAUUCUCACCUCUCAAGAGCUUAUAAUGGAAUAGGCCUCGGCAAAGAAGGAUUUGUCGAAGUAAUUGCAGCUUAUCAGAGUCCUGAAGAUCAAGGCUGGUUUCAGGGAACUGCUGAUGCUAUGAGAAGAUGUCUGUGGGUAUUAGAAGAGUAUCCGGUGACGGAGUUCUUAGUCCUUCCUGGUCACCAUCUCUACAAAAUGGACUAUCAGAAACUAGUAGAGGCACAUCGGAGUAGCCAGGCUGACAUAACCAUUGCUACUUUGAAUUCUAUCAGAGAACCAGACCCAUGUUUUGGGGUACUGAAAGUGAAUUCACAAAAUGAAGUAGUGGAGUAUAGUUUGAGAUCGGAGAAGGUAAGAAGCUCCAGAAAAUUCGAUGAUUCUGCAUACAGUAAGUAUUCGAGUAUGGGGAUCUACCUUGUUAAUAGCGAGACUAUGACAAAGCUUCUUGACAACUACUUUCCAGAGGCAAAUGACUUUGGAACUGAAGUGAUACCUGCUGCAAUAUCUGCUGGAAUGAAGAUUCAAGCUUACCGAUUCGACGGGUAUUGGGAGGACAUAAGAAAUAUUUCAGCAUUUUACCAGGCAAACAUGGAAUGCAUCAAGAGAUCAAACAUGGGAUAUAACUUUUCUGAUAGAGACUCUCCUCUAUACACCAUGCCAAGAUAUCUGCCUCCUACUACUAUAGGUGAUGCUGUCAUAACAGAUAGUGUCAUUGGAGAUGGCUGCAUACUCAAUAGGUGCAAGAUCAAAGGAACAGUUAUUGGAAUGAGGACAAGAAUUGGAGAUGGGGCCAUAGUUGAAGACUCAGUGAUCAUGGGUUCUGAUAUCUAUCAAAAAGACUACAUUCAAAAGAGUGGCGUUCAUGGAAAGGGCAUGGACAUUCCAAUAGGAAUUGGUGAUGAUACUCAGAUAAGGAAAGCUGUGAUAGAUAAGAAUGCAAGGAUUGGCAGAAAUGUUAUGAUCAUUAACAAGGACAAUGUGCAAGAAGGCAACAGGGAAGCUAAUGGCUACAUAAUCAGUGAAGGAAUAGUGGUUGUUCUACAGAGUGCAGUGAUCCCAGAUUACAGCAUUUUAUAAUAAUAAUAAUAAUAAGCAUGGUCUCAUUUUUAGUUUCUCUUCUUGAUUCUUUAAUGAUCAAAAUACAGGUGAUUAUGCAGAUUCAGAGUCAGAAUUUACAUACAUCACCUGGAAUGUCACCCAAAUAUUUUGGCUGAUCUUGAACAAUUAAAUUCUAUUUGUUCAAUGAUUUUGGUUUAUUUACUUUUUCACAUUUAUGUAUCUUAAAAUAAAAUAAUAAUUUCUUUCAUGUUAUUUCUGUUUAA
This is a messenger RNA of Ricinus communis (castor bean), 1715 nucleotides long. Its product is annotated as inactive glucose-1-phosphate adenylyltransferase small subunit 2, chloroplastic. The coding region runs from base 25 to 1470 and encodes 481 amino acids. Gene Ontology annotation, biological process: glycogen biosynthetic process. Gene Ontology annotation, molecular function: glucose-1-phosphate adenylyltransferase activity. The record is from RefSeq and is a predicted model, not a curated record. Lineage: Eukaryota; Viridiplantae; Streptophyta; Magnoliopsida; Malpighiales; Euphorbiaceae. The transcript has 9 exons.